Molecule: messenger RNA, 1835 nt
Organism: Papilio machaon (common yellow swallowtail)
Lineage: Eukaryota; Metazoa; Arthropoda; Insecta; Lepidoptera; Papilionidae
Product: transmembrane protein 39A
Exons: 8
Coding region: 122-1663 (513 amino acids)
Cellular component (GO): membrane
Source: RefSeq, a predicted model, not a curated record
UUAAGUCGUGAUAAAUUUCUGAGAUUUCGUUGGAAUUUGUGAUUUGUGCUUAAGUGAAUUUGACGGACGCGUCGUGUGUGAGAGUCAAAAUAAAGUAUUGUGACAUUUUAUCAUGUGAGUGAUGAGUUGUACCGAAAAUGAAAGUGGACCUUUUGUGGUAUUCUUCCUACCAGCGGUUGUGGGCUGCCUGACCAUUUUAUUGGCUAGGCGCUGGGCUAAUUCACAAGUUAGCAACACAUCGUCCACAGCUGUUUCCAGACGACGAAAAAUUAUCAAAGAUCCGCUUGUAAAGCGGCCUUUGCCGCCGAUUGCUUGUAAAAUGGUCCCACUGGGUGCAAAGAAGGCUUCUGGAGUUGCUAGAAAGGGGACAGUACCUUUACUUGAAGAGGAUAUUAAUGGCGGUGGUAAAAGGAUGUCUCGUACACCUAGAAUACAAGUACCACCAUCAGGCACUCCGGGAACAGAUAAUAAGUUGUCGGACAGUAUCCAUCAGCCAAAACAUAUACCAUUUCCAUACAUCCCUCAAGAUAGUGAACUUCUGUUUGAGAUUAUGAAUUUUGUCUUCACACUUGUUGCAGCGGGAUUACAGUUUCUUAACUUAUACAGAACUGCCUGGUGGUUACCACAUUCAUACACUAAUCAGGCAAUGAAUUUUUAUUUGAUAGAUCCUCAUUUGGUGGCAUUUAUUGUGACGGUAAUAAGUCGAAGGUUACUUUUAAGCAUAACGUUGGCAGUAUUGAGACAAUUUACUGCACCAAAGUUAAUGCCUCACGCUACAAUUGCUGCUAGAACAUUUAUACUGGGAGUCGUUUUAGGAUCACUGGCAUGGUGUACAUAUUUCAUUGCACUUAAAUAUGUAUUCUUGGAGACUAUUUAUCUAUUCUAUCCAGUGGUGUUGUACUUCAUAUUGUUUGGUUUUGAGUCAAGUCCAUUCUUAGAGUUGAACAGUGGCAAUCCGCCAUUACAUUGUUGUUCACAUGAGCCGCAACAUGCACGGAAUGAAGCUGACACGUUAACUGCUGACUUCAAUAUGAGAUUAAUUAAAAUACUUUUCAACUCACUCAUAGAAGCGUAUUACACUAGUUUUAUACCUUGCUGUUUUGCACAGCCGUUCCUGUACUAUGACAUCUACGCGGCGAGUCAGCAAGUGGGGCUAGUGUUGUGCGCGUUGUGUGGCCGAUACUGCGCACAGCUGCUGAGCGCUGCGCACUGCGAUGUCUCGCACCGCGCCGCACUGCACCUCGGACGUUGGCGACUCGCCCCGCCGCACGCAGGUUCAGAGAGCAGUGAGAUGUGGUCAGGCGCGCGGUGGUGGGGGCGCGGGGCUCGCGUGCGUCACGCCGGGGCUGAGUAUGUGGCGGACGCUCCGUACGUCGCCGCACAUCCCGCAGACACACACCACGCCAGGUUUUACGCUGUGUUUAUAAACCCCUCGACGUUGCUUUGCUUGCUCGUGAGUCUGCAAUUAACAUUAGUAGUGGUCCAGUUGUGUUUACUCUUCAGUUCUAUAUCGUGGCACAACUUUAUGGCGAUUGUAUUCUUACUUUUCAUCAAUUAUUAUACAUUAUUCAAGUUAUUAAGAGAUUAUCUUGUAUCUUGGAAGGUAUAUAAAGCGGAACAUAUGAUACAAGACAAAAAUGGUGCUGUUUUAGCAACCAAUUGAAUUUUUACAGUUUCGUGUUGUGUUGUGCGCACAAAAUUGUCUCUUUUUUAUGCAUUUUACUUGGCUAUGAACUAAUAAAUUAAUAAUUAUCUAUAUUUCACUGUAAAUCUACAAAAUACAAUCAUUUUAAAUCUUAAAUUUCCUUCGAGUUCAGCACUUUUUAAGGGGAAUG